This is a messenger RNA of Lontra canadensis (Northern American river otter), 3312 nucleotides long. It is a transcript of the gene RNPC3, whose product is annotated as RNA binding region (RNP1, RRM) containing 3. The transcript is spliced from 15 exons. NCBI's taxonomy places the organism in Eukaryota, Metazoa, Chordata, Mammalia, Carnivora, Mustelidae. Gene Ontology annotation, biological process: mRNA splicing, via spliceosome. Gene Ontology annotation, molecular function: U12 snRNA binding; pre-mRNA intronic binding; protein binding. The record is from RefSeq and is a predicted model, not a curated record. The coding region runs from base 50 to 1606 and encodes 518 amino acids. Gene Ontology annotation, cellular component: U12-type spliceosomal complex.
AUUUUCACUGCGUGCUUAUUUUUCGCCUUCCGUGUUGCGUUUUCUGGAAAUGGCCGCCCCUGAGCAGUCCCUGCCGCCCAUGUCAAGGGGAUGCCAGAGCUCUGCCUCACUCUCCCCACCGCGGGGCGACCGAACCCUUUUAGUGAGGCACCUGCCAGCCGAACUGACCGCCGAAGAGAAAGAGGACUUGCUGAAGUAUUUCGGGGCGCAGUCGGUGCGGGUCCUGUCAGAUAAGGGACGACUGAAACAUACAGCUUUUGCUACUUUCCCUAAUGAAAAAGCAGCUAUAAAGGCAUUGACAAGACUACAUCAGCUGAAACUCUUAGGUCAUACUUUAGUUGUUGAAUUUGCAAAGGAGCAAGAUCGAGUUCAUUCUCCAUGUCCCCCUUCAGACACUGAAAAAAAGAAAAGAUGUGAUGAUCCUGUGGAAGAUGAUAAAGAAAAGAAAGAACUUGGUUGUUUAACCAUAGAAAAUGGAAUUGCACCAAACCAUGGGCUGACUUUCCCUCUGAAUUCAUGCCUCAAGUAUAUGUACCCACCACCUUCAAGCACAAUCCUAGCGAACAUAGUAAAUGCUUUGGCAAGUGUGCCUAAGUUCUAUGUACAGGUGCUUCAUCUUAUGAAUAAAAUGAAUUUACCCACACCUUUUGGACCGAUUACUGCACGCCCUCCUAUGUAUGAAGAUUAUAUGCCAUUACAUGCACCUCUUCCACCUGCAUCUCCUCAGCCACCAGAGGAACCUCCUUUGCCAGAUGAGGAUGAGGAAUUGUCAAGUAUAGAAUCAGAAUAUGAGAGCAGUGAUGAUGAAGACCGACAGAGAAUGACUAAACUAAUGGAACUAGCAAAUCUUCAGCCCAAAAGGCCAAAAACAGUAAAGCAGCACCAUGUGAGAAAAAAACGAAAAAUAAAGGAUAUGUUGAAAACACCUUCAUCUGCUCCGCACAGCAGUUUACAUCCAGUUCUGUUACCUUCGGAUGUAUUUGACCAACCACAACCUGUAGGUAGUAAGAAAAUUGAAUUUCAUAUAUCUACUGACAUGCCAUCUGCAUUUAAGAAAGAUCUAGAAAAAGAACAAAAUUGUGAAGAACAGAAUUAUGAUUUACCUGCUGCUGAAGGUGAUGCACCCAGUGUAGGAUUUGGAAAAAUCUUCCCUAAACCUAAUUUGAACAUCACAGAAGAGAUUAAAGAGGACUGUGAUGAAAUGCCAUCAGAAUGUAUUUCUAGAAGAGAGUUGGAAAAAGGCAGAAUUUCUAGAGAAGAAAUGGAAACACUCUCAGUUUUCAGAAGUUACGAACCGGGUGAACCAAACUGUAGAAUUUAUGUAAAGAAUUUAGCUAAACAUGUGCAAGAAAAGGACCUUAAAUAUAUUUUUGGGAGAUAUGUUGACUUUUCAUCAGAAACACAACGGAUAAUGUUUGAUAUUCGUUUGAUGAAAGAAGGUCGCAUGAAAGGACAAGCUUUCAUUGGACUUCCAAAUGAAAAAGCAGCAGCAAAAGCCUUAAAGGAAGCUAAUGGAUAUGUUCUUUUCGGAAAACCUAUGGUGGUUCAGUUUGCUCGAUCUGCUAGACCAAAACAAGAUUCAAAAGAAGGAAAAAGAAAGUGUUAAAAAUUAAUGAAGAAGCAUUCCUGCGUAAAUACUGCUGUAUUACUGUCAUACAAAGUGUAUCCUUUCUUGUUGUAUCCUUUUUGGGGCAGUGUUUUCUGUUUUUCCUAGAAAUGUUUUGUCCCUCCCCUACUCAUUGAUUCAGAUUAAGCAAUAAUUUUUUAUAAUUUAUCCAAUGAGAUAUUUCUAAAAUUAUCAAUGUUGACUGGACAAAUCGCUUACAUAUUUUUUAGAUCUGUUGCUGAAUUUGCUAUGCUGUUCUUGAGGUUAUGCAAUUUUUCCAGGGAAAGUUAGUGAAUCAGGUCAACUUAUUUACUUGGAGAAUGUAUGCAUCUGCUUCAACACAGAAUUUAGUCUUGUUUCUUAUAUUUAUGUAUUUCCUAAACCUGUUUUAAUAACAUACGCUUUCUGUUUUAUGAUAUAUCUGGUUUAGGUGUUCUAUAUAAUGUAUUGUAAAAUUGGUUUGGGGAAAGGAUUUUUUCUUUAAAAAAGUGUAUAUAUUGGAAAUUAAAAUAACUGAAUUUCUUUGUAAAUUCCAAGUAAGAGUAGCAGACUUCACUUCUGAGGUUUUAUUAUUGAUAUUUCCUUUGAGACAGAUAGCAAGUAGAAGUAUUUUUUUCCCCUCUUUUUCUAAACAAAACAAAAGGAAUGAGAAAAGAGGAACAGAGGGAAGAAGAAUAUAAUACUGACUCAGGGUAGCACAUUAAGUGAAAAAAAAAAAAAAAAAAAAUCUGGCAGGUAUAUGUAGUAACAGUGGUUUCCAGACUGGCUGAUGACCAUAAUUACCCAAAACAGUGGUUCUUAAUCUUGGCCACAUUUUGGAAUCACCUGGGAAACUUAAAAACUGAUGAAGGGAAGAAAAGGCUAAAAUGUACCUGGGUUUCUCCGCAUUUUGAUUUAAUUGGUCUGGUGUACAGCAUAGAUCCUGGAGUAUUUCAAACUUCCUAAUGUGUGACCCAGGUUGAGAACUAUUGAGGAAGGAUUUUUAUAUUCAGAGAUUCCCGGACUCUCGCCUGAAACUAAUAAAUCAGAAUUUCUGGGAAUGGGACCAAGAGUCUGUUUUGAAAAGGUGUCUUUAGUAGUUCCAAGGGCUGACCAGUUUGGAUACUAGUUUGUUAGAUUAAGAUGGUUAGAUGCUUACUACAACCUAGCCAUCCAACCUUCUCUAUGUAGGAAAAUCAAGAAUUGGAGCCUCUGCAUUUCUUGCAAAUCCUGCUAUUGCUAGUACUAGGAAAACAAUAAAAAUUCUGUUAAUAAUUUUAAUCACUCAAGAGUAUACAAAUUUAUAGAUACUGAAAUUGCUGUUUUUUUGUAGAGACAGUUAAAAUGGUUCUUUUUUAAUGUUAAUCAGUUUCUGUAUAAGCUGUUUAUUUAGACAAUUAAAAAUUUUUAGUACUGACAUGAUUCACUAAUUUUCUAAAUAUAAACAUGUUAGCUUUUAGUUAUUUUAAAACUAAUAAACUGUGUUAUAAUCAUAAUUAUUUUUAAUGAACUCUUAUGGUGUUUUAGGUUCCUUUUGAUUCCAUGUCUUCCAACUGCUUUCCAACUUUAAGGAAAAGAAAGUGACACCUGGAUUAUGGAACUGUGCGUAACAGCUUUUAAAGUAUAUUUAAAAAUUAAAUCUAUAUGCAUUUAAAUCAGUUUAUUGGAGAUAUAUUACAUGUAUUUUAAUCCUCUUCCUCAUAUAUAAUAAAUUAUUUUCUUUCCAA